UAGAGAGGCAGAAAUGCUUCCAGGAGCCAACAAAUGCAGGAAGGAUGAGAACUGAUAGUGCUGACAGGAAGCUUUGAGAGGGAUGUGCUGGAGGUGCUGAAUCCCAGCCAUGUGAAAAAGUAAUUUGUCACAAGGGGAACAGUGGCAUGUGCUCCCCUCUCCUUCUGAGAAGAGGGAAAGGGAAAGGAGAAUGAGGGAAAAUAAAAGGCAGGGAAAUGACAAGAAAGAAAAGGAGAAAGGAAAAGGGAAAGAAAAGAGGGAAGAGGAAGGAAAGGAAAAAAGCCAAACAGAGGCUGGGAAGGGAAGGAAGAACAGGGAUUAUCUUGGAGUUUGGAAAGCAGGAUCUGACCUGCUGACACCCCUUACCCAGCAAAUUCAGACUGGAUGUUAUUGCCAUGGAAAGGAGAACAAAUAGCCUAAAACUCCAGGCUCUAUCCACCCCCUCCUGGCUGGCUCCUUGGCUGUGCCACAUGUUGGCUGUGCUGGCUGCAAGGGCUGCAGCAAGGCUCCUCUGGGGUCUCUGAUUUCCAGCACCAGCAGAUUUGAACCUCCCUUUGGCACAUAAUGCCCACCACAAUUCCUAAGGCAAGAGAAGAGGGACCUCACUAGGGACCCCUCCCUCAUUUUCAUGCUGUACACACUGAACUGUGCAACAUCAGAGGGAAAGUGAGAGAUUUGUCACCAUCCAAGCCCCUAAAAGCAAAAUGCAAAGGGUCAGAUGGAGCUUGGCACAGGGACAGGCACUCCCAGCUCCCAGGAUAGCACAAAAUUAGUGAGGAAUUCUGCAGCAUAAGGGGAACAAGCCUGGGGGUCCGCACAAAAGCGCUGCAGGUGACUGCACCCUCUUCAAACAUUUCUGUCCAGCUCCAAUCUCUGAGUAAGUCCUGUCCAUGAAAAACAGCAUCUCCCCAGACACUUCCCACUUCAAUUUGUUAAAAAAUUAUAUCAGAUUCCAAGGAAGAAUGUAAUUUGGAGACACACCUCUGAUGCCAGCUGCCUGUGUGUCUAUCCCAGCACUGAAACUGGAGAAGGCAAAGGGAUUUCACCAAGCUUUGGGACCCACUGUCCCUAAAAACAAUUACUGUUCUCUGGGGGAGAGCAAGGAGGGCACUGUGCCUGUGCACUAACUCAGCACUGAGAGUGGCCCUUUGGCAUUCCCAAAACAGGGAUUCAACCCCCAGCACAGCAAUUCAAUCUCUACACCUUUAGCAUGGACAAAAUGAGGAUGAUUCCAGGGCUCUGAGGCUGAGGAUGGAUGUCAGCACCUCUUUGCUUUCUGCUCUGCUGAGCCAGGCAGGCUUUCAGACCAUCCUCUUCCUGAGGGUCUGAGGCCACAAGGGACGUGGAAAGAGAUCCAAGCAGCUCUGCCACGCUGUAGCCCCUCAGUUAUUUACUUUAAAAUAUUAAAUUCCACACAUAGUUCCUGUUGUCCCAAGGGCAGCUGUGGAACACAGAAGCUGCCAGCAGAGCUGCUCUCAGAGGAGGGCAGCAGAGGCCCCCAGACACCAGCACAUCCCUCCACAGACAGCAGGACACUUGGGGGGUUGUUGUUCCAUGUCCCCAGAAGCAGCCAAACUGCUCCCAACAGCUGCAGGAAAUGUCUCACCUGAAGAAUUUUGGUCUCCCUGCUGUGUGUGGGGAUGAGAGUUCAGGCACUAAGACCCUCAAGGUCGAUCUUAGCCUCCUGUUCACCAAUCCCAUCCCUGGAAGUGGACCACAUUCCCUUCAGAGAGGGUCCCCCUGCUCUCAUCUCCCUUCACAGAGCACUGAAUCCCAUGUUUUAAACUAUGAUCUCCCUGCCACUGGCAGCAAUUCCCAGGACUGCUGGGAGAGACCAGAAAUCCCACAUCAGGCAGAUGCCAGGCAGCCCCUGCUCCAGAGGAGCAGUGAAACAACCCACUCCCCUUGUCAAGGAUCAGCCACAGGAAGGAGAAAACUACAGCUGGGACAAAGUGAUCCCAAUGACUGAUGUUAAGUGUCAAAGACAAGGCACAAGAGAAAGUUGGUUAUUACAGGAGCCUGGGUCUCCAGCUGCUCUUACCUGCAAGGAUCAGACCUGUGCUUCCUCUCCACAGUGUCCUACAGCUGCCUAAACGAUGGAAGACCAGUUACUUAAGAAAAGACUUUGAUUCAGAGCACCAUAGAAAGGGAAUGUCCUGAAGACCUGACCAGAGGCAUUGAGGAGGUGGUGGAAGAGAAGGAUGGUCACAACUGGGAAAGAGCAGGAGCAGAAAAGGGUCUAAGGAUCCUGGAAAGACAGAGGAAAAGAGUCCCCUGGCUUGGUGGAAGUUUGAGGGCAAGGCAAGGACCAAUGUUUCCCAGGAUGUCAUGCAAGGAAGCACAGUGACAGCUCUCCAGCACUACUGGAAAAGCAAGAGCAAAAGAAAGUGAACACAUGGAAAGAGUCUCAGAGAGCCAGUGGCAGAGUGGAAAUGCCCAGCAUCCAAACCACAGCCAGAAGAGGCGGCAAACUCAUCCAGGGACAGUGAGGCAUGUGGGAAACAUCCUGUGAGAACCAGGCAGAGCAUGGGCCAGGUGUUUCACUGACCUAGGGAAAGAUGGCAGCCCCCAAGCGUGCCGCGUUUUACAGCCUUGUUGGAAAAUUCCAGCCCUGGAUAAUCUCCUGGGGUUCCUGUAAGAUUGUGACACAGAGAGAGGGACCAAACAGGAAAGAAUUAGAGGAAAAAUGCCUCCCUUCUGGCAGCCACCAUGGCUGUGCCAGGAGUUAGCAGCAGCAGAGCAGCCAGCCCUGCCUCCCCCUCCUCCGUCCACCCCUAUAAACACGCAGGGCUUACUCAGAAGAUUAGGAGAGAACAGGGCAAAAGACAACAGAGUCUCUUUUGUAAUGAGGAGGGAUUACGGCAUCAAGUGACCGGCUGCAGCUCCCAAGUGGGUCUCAGGCUCCUUAGCACACCGUGUGGGGCAGGUCCAAUCCCCCUAUGAGCCAAGGGGGCACGAGGAGGCGGGCGGUGGCCCGGGCCACAAAGGACCCAGCGGGGACACGUGCAGGACCAAACCUCCCCAGCCUCCAGCACGGCUCAGGAGCCCAUGACUGUGAGUAUCUGGUCCUCCUGACAGCAGCAGGAGGAUCACUCUCUCCUGGAGAGAUCCUGCCUAUCUGUGACCUCCUCUGGCUCUGUCCCUCUGCUCUGUCUGCUCGCUGUCCAUCUCUGUGAUACCUGCUCGGGUCUGUUUGCGGUGGGUGAUGCACCUGAUGUCCCACAGUCUUGCUUGCUGCGGUCUCCCACAACUGAGUUCCAGGUCAGUCGACUUCCAGGGGUGUUGGUUAGUCCAGAGGGAUGAGCAGGGGACACAGGCAGUGGCAGGCAGCAGCUCCCUAGGUGGGCUCUUCCUGCCCAUGCUGCCUCCCACCAUGGACCUCGGCCACAAAUGGAAUGUGCCAGCUGCCCAGUGACAUCCCAGGGCAGCCCAGCACGGGCUGGCAGGUGAGCAGGGAGGUGCCUUAACCAUUCAGGGCUGGAGGGAAAAGCACUGGGAAAAGCCCCAUAUCCCACAUGGGAGCGGAACGGAGUAGAGGUGGGCAACAUCCAUCACUUACAUGGACAAGAGCUGGAGUUUUCCUUCUUUGGUCAAAAAGUGAAUCUGUAUUUGAAUUACGCAACGAAGAAUCUCCCUGAGCGCUUUCGAGCCCUAAAGCCCAGAGAAAAGAUGCAGCUUCGUGUAAGGGGUCCCAAAAAUGUACGGGGUUUUGGGCAAGCUUUUCUCUUCCGGACAGGCUGUGUGUGCAACCUCUGGGGCAGUUAAAACCCACUCUUUCCACUCUGUGUCACUCUUCUGUGCCCAUAUGGAAUAGACACAAGGAUUUACUGAAAUGAGCAGUAAAUGCAGCUGGGGAAGGGACAGCUCUGCUCCUCUAUAUCACCCUUAAGAGGAGACUCAGGGACCUGAGUUACGACAGGGAAACCCAAAGGAGGAGCAGCACCAAAAAGCCAAACUCAGACUGGGUUUGAGGACAAAACCAGCCAAACUCAGACUGGGUUUGAGGACAAAACCAGCCAAACUCAGACUGGGUUUGAGGACAAAACCAGCCAAACUCAGACUGGGUUUGAGGACAAAACCAGCCAAACCCAGAUUGGGUUUGAGGACCAAAACCAGCCAAACCCAGACUGGGUUUGAGGACAAAACCAGCCAAACCCAGACUGGGUUUGAGGACAUCUUUGGGACAAAGAUGCAGCUUGGUUGCAAUAGCUGAAAAUCCAGACUGCUGGUUUUCUUCACAGCAGCAGCUCACUGGGACCUGAGUUGUCCCCACAGAAGUUUAAAUCUUCCACUAGGAUGCUUAAAUGAGAAACAAAUGAGGAACAUGGGGCCAAACUUACCUGCCUUCAGCUGCUUCAGGGUGUGAACUGUCCCUUGAAGUGCUUCUUCAUCCCCAUAAUUCAGGCAAGAGCCCAAGGCCCCAGAAUCAUCAACAUUAUUACCUCUGUUAAAUAGCAAUGUCUGAUGACAUGUAAGGAUUCAGAAAUACUGUAGUUUCACACUGGAUAAUUAUUUCUAACCCAAGAAAUCCUUCGCCCAUCUGCCUGGCAUGGCUAACACUGCUGUCUUCUUGUUUGUUGGGGUGUUUUUAAAAUAAAUUCAGGUUUAUGCAACUAUGAGUCUGAUUAUUAACUGAUCAUAAAGAAUUAUUUAUGCAGGUUAGACUAGAAGUGAAAUGAGGAUGCUGCAUGUCUGGGGAGCACUUCAGGAGCCUGAAUGCCUAUUUUUCAGCCACUGUGAUUUAUUGUGCAACAUAUGGUUGAAGGAGAGGGGAGGUGGAGCUGCUGGAAUUUGGGCCCUGUGAGCCUGGCCAAACUCCAUCCCACAGAUCUCCAAUAGGGAAGGCUGCUCUGCCUGCAGGACUAGGACCAGCAGAGUGCAGACAGCUAUCCUUACUGGGAUGCCUUCAUCUGGAUCUGUCCCAAGAAAUCUUUCUAGGGUUUUUCCUUUCCUUUGGGUUGGGGAUUUUUUUCCAGCAGUAUUCCAGGAAGAUGUUUCCCAGCAAGUAGGUUUACAGAAACAUAUUUGGAACAAAAACUGUAUUAACUUACUGGGAUAAGCACAAACUUUGGAGUUUGUGACCCUGAGAUUAAUCUCACCACAACUAUUUUGUGGAAGGGGGUGGCAAAGGUGGGCUUUGUCCUCUCCAACCAACCAGCCCUACUUGAAUGCUGACAAAAACCAAACACUAAAAACAAAGGGAUCCACUUUUACAACAUCUUUGGGAUCCUUAUGAUCCAAGAGAUCUAAAUACAUCCUUGGUCACUAUAACCAGCUCGAGGACAGAGAAAAGAUAGCAAACUCAUCAAAUUAAUUGCCUACCAAAGAUUGCCUCCUGGUUUUCUGCACUGCUGCCUCCAUUUUACCUGGCUUUUGAUCUCAGCCCAUUCUGUUUUCUCCUUCCUUUCCGUCUUGCUGGGUGGGACACUUGGGAUGUCCCUGUGUCCUCCUCCUGCUCAAGCUCCAAGCCCUGCUUGUCAUGUGUCUGCCCAGGAGCUGUGAUGACAGUGACCUACACCAACCGCGUGGCCGAUGCCCGCCUGGGCACCUUCUCCCAGCUCCUGCUCCAGUGGAAAGGCAGCAUCUACAAACUGCUCUACUCUGAGUUCCUCAUCUUCAUCUCGCUCUACUUCACCAUCAGCCUUGUCUACAGGCUGAUCCUCAGUGAGAGCCAAAGGCUGAUGUUCGAGAAGCUGGCGCUGUACUGCAACAGCUACGCUGAGCUAAUCCCCGUGUCCUUCGUGCUGGGUUUCUAUGUGGCCCUGGUGGUGUCCCGCUGGUGGGCCCAGUACGAGAGCAUCCCCUGGCCAGACCGGAUCAUGAACCUGGUGUCCUGCAACGUGGAUGGGGAGGACGAGUACGGGAGGCUCCUGCGCCGCACCCUGAUGCGCUACAGCAACCUGGUCAGCGUGCUGAUCCUGCGCUCCGUCAGCACCGCCGUCUACAAGCGCUUCCCCAGCAUGGAGCACGUCGUGAGGGCAGGCCUCAUGACACCAGAAGAGCACAAGAAGUUUGAGAGCUUGAAUUCCCCCCACAACAAGUUUUGGAUCCCGUGCGUGUGGUUCUCCAACCUGGCCGUGAAGGCGAGGAACGACGGGAGGAUCCGGGACAGUGUGCUGCUCCAAGGCAUCCUGAACGAGCUCAACACCUUGCGCAGCCAGUGUGGGAAACUCUAUGGGUACGACUGGAUCAGCAUCCCCCUGGUCUACACCCAGGUGGUGACCGUGGCUGUUUACAGCUUCUUCCUGGCCUGUCUGAUCGGGAGGCAGUUCCUGGAUCCAGAGAAAGCAUAUCCUGGCCAUGAGCUGGAUCUCUUCGUGCCCGUAUUUACGUUCUUGCAAUUCUUCUUCUACGCUGGCUGGUUAAAGGUGGCCGAGCAGCUCAUCAACCCUUUUGGGGAGGAUGAUGAUGACUUUGAAGCCAACUGGCUCAUCGACAGGAACCUGCAGGUCUCCCUCAUGGCAGUGGAUGAGAUGCACCAGGAUUUACCCAUUCUGGAGAAGGACCUGUACUGGAACGAGCCCGAUCCCCAGCCCCCCUACACUGCAGCCACCGCCGAGUACAAGCGCCCAUCCUUCCUGGGCUCCACUUUUGACAUCAGCAUGCAGAAGGAAGAGAUGGAGUUCCAGCCCCUGGAGCAGAUUAAAGAGAAUGAGGAGGCCAACCACUCCACUCCCUUGCUGGGACACCUGGGCCGCCUCCUGGGUGUCCAGUCCCCGAGCUUCUCCAGGUCCUCUUCCCGGAUGAACCUGCUGCGCCGGCGAGCAGAUCCCGCGUCACCCUUCUCCCAUUACACCUACCAGGACAUGGGCAAGGCCGGGAGCCCUUGUGGCAUCAACCAGCCAAGGGGAGACUCCCAGGAGCAGUGGGACAGCGAAGAGGGGAAGCUAAGGGAGUUUGACGCUUUCAUGUCCACCCCCUUUUACGAGAGGCCUGGCUUCUACAGCGCUCCACAGACGCCCAUCAGCUCCAUCCCCAUGAUCUUCCCUUCCCGACGCCAAGGGCGCAAGAAGCCGCCGGCGCUCUCCAGCAUCGCCGCGUGCUCCACCUCCCUCCGGGAUGUCAUUGUCAACGCCUCCCCUUCCAGGGCCAGUGACGUGGACAAGAGCCAGAGCUCCCUGGGCUCUGCUGCAAAGGAAACCUUUGUCUGGCCAACAGAGCGGAGCAAAGGUCCCGACUCCACGGCUGUGACAGUAGAAGAAGCAAAGAGCAGCUCCAGGGAAGCUGCCACCACGGGAAGCCCAGCAGCGCACUCCACAGCAUCCAACAGCCCCAAAUUCCCCUUCCUGCCAGAGCCCCCUGAGCACGAGAAGCAAGGCAGCUUCAAGAGCCUCAAGAGCUCCAAAGCCUCGCACCCACCCUGGCUAAACCUGGAGAGCACGGCCUCGGCCACUCCCAGCUCGGAGCACUCCGGUGCCUUCCACACCCCCAGUAGCAAAACCCCCGGGGGCAGCACCUCACUCUGCUUCUCCUUCACUCCUGUCACCUCUCCAGCGCUGGAAAGGUCCCACAAGGGCAGCCUGGGCCCUGAGGCACGCAGCCUGAGCUUGGAAGAUGCAGCCAGCGCUGCAGAGCAGCACCCAGAGGUUUCCAGGAACAUGAGAGACACUGGGAAUGGAAACAGCAACGUCCCAGCUCCCAAAGAGCCCAGGAGAGCAGAGAGUCCAUCCCCCAAUGACUCUGGAAUCUCCCUAGCCGAGGGUGACUACGUGGGGCUGAUGGAAGUGAUCCUGGAGGCCAGUGAAAGCCCAGGGGAGGAGCAGAUGGACCAGUACAGCUAAAGGGGAUCCAUGGGAUACCUCCCUGAUCCUGACACUCACUCAGAGGUGCUGCACACGCAGCUGGAGCCCAGCCUGGGCUGAAACCAGCACUAAGGACACGCUGCUCCUGGCCUCAGCUGCAGCAGCAGGCACAACUCCUGUUGCAACAAGAACAAAAGCACCAAAAAACCCCAUCUGUAGCAAAAGCACAAGACUUGGAGUGUUAAAUACUGCAGGCACCAGCCUGAGCAGCCAAGCGUAACCCAAAACAGGAGCACAGUUCACGUGGAUACUUCCCUCCUCCUCCUCAUGGCAAGAAUGAGAACUUGAGUCCUUCCUCAAGCAGGACUUGCACUCCUAAAAAGAUAUUCCAGGGAAAAGUAAGGGACUGAAAAAGUCCCAUCAUUUGUGAUGCAGACCCAGAGUGCCUCCUCCAGUCCUGUCUGGCUGGUAUUUUCCAGUACUAGGGAAGUACUGGGAUAAGGCCAGGGUAAGGUCCUGCCAGCAGAGGCAGCUGCAGCAUCUGCCCAGCACAUUGCUUCCUUCUGAAGUUCCACAUUCCCCACCACUGAUCUGACAGUGCUCAGAGAGAGCUGGAUGGCAGCAGACACCACUCGGCUGAUUUUUACUGCCCACCCUCAGAAAAUAAAAGUGAGGCUCAAGCCCAGGACCUUGGUUUCAUUUCUUCAUUUUAGUU
This is a messenger RNA of Prinia subflava (tawny-flanked prinia), 8457 nucleotides long. RefSeq names its product bestrophin-1-like. The transcript is spliced from 9 exons. Lineage: Eukaryota; Metazoa; Chordata; Aves; Passeriformes; Cisticolidae. The record is from RefSeq and is a predicted model, not a curated record. Gene Ontology annotation, molecular function: chloride channel activity. Bases 5502 to 7781 code for a protein of 759 amino acids.